AUGUCAGGACGUGGUAAAGGCGGAAAAGUAAAGGGCAAGUCCAAGUCCCGAUCCUCCCGGGCCGGACUUCAGUUCCCCGUUGGACGUAUCCACCGUCUCCUCCGUAAAGGCAACUAUGCCGAGCGCGUGGGUGCCGGAGCCCCAGUCUACCUGGCUGCCGUUCUGGAAUACCUCGCCGCUGAGGUUCUCGAGUUGGCAGGUAACGCCGCCAGAGACAACAAGAAGACCAGAAUCAUCCCCAGACAUCUGCAGCUGGCCAUCAGGAACGACGAGGAGUUGAACAAGCUUCUGUCCGGAGUAACCAUCGCCCAGGGUGGUGUCCUCCCCAACAUCCAGGCUGUUCUUCUCCCCAAGAAGACCCAGAAGUCUGCUGGAAAGUAAAUUUUCUGCCAGCUUUCUUAUCCAACGGUCCUUUUCAGGACCACCAAA
Haliotis rubra (blacklip abalone) is the source of this 429-nucleotide messenger RNA. RefSeq names its product histone H2A. The record is from RefSeq and is a predicted model, not a curated record. NCBI's taxonomy places the organism in Eukaryota, Metazoa, Mollusca, Gastropoda, Lepetellida, Haliotidae. The transcript has a single exon. Gene Ontology annotation, molecular function: DNA binding; protein heterodimerization activity; structural constituent of chromatin. Gene Ontology annotation, cellular component: nucleosome. The coding region runs from base 1 to 381 and encodes 126 amino acids.